Molecule: messenger RNA, 3813 nt
Organism: Propithecus coquereli (Coquerel's sifaka)
Lineage: Eukaryota; Metazoa; Chordata; Mammalia; Primates; Indriidae
Gene: LAT2
Product: linker for activation of T cells family, member 2
Exons: 10
Coding region: 1842-2606 (254 amino acids)
Biological process (GO): calcium-mediated signaling; B cell activation; B cell receptor signaling pathway
Cellular component (GO): plasma membrane
Source: RefSeq, a predicted model, not a curated record
GGCGGCCAGCCUGUGUGUGCGCUGCUCCCGCCCAGGUGCAAAGAGGUCCGAGAAAAUCUAUGAGCAGAGAAGUCUGUGAGUCGCCGCAGAGUCCCCAAGGGCAUUCCCAGCACCCUCCCUCGUCCCUCACCCUUCGGGGGUCUGGCGUGUCCCCAGCAGUCAGGGAGGGACAGGGGCUGUCCAGGCCCUGCCACAGUCUGGAACAGGGAGGGGUAGCGGAAGCAGGGACACUUGGGCUGUUGGGCCAGCCACUCUCCAGCUUGCCCAUGAGCCCCUCGGGAGGUCCAGGCACCUGUGUCAUCAGCCUCCCUCUGACCCCAGCCCAGGGGCAGACGGAGGAACCUGCCCUGCCAGUGCAACGGGGGAGACAGAGACGGGCACAAAGUGAAACGCGAGCCUCGUCCGAGAUCCCCCUGGAGACGCUAAAGCUCAGGAGAGGCUGUGGGCGCGUCCCGGGGGGGUCAGGGAAGGCCUGGGGAAAGUCCCGGGAGGGUCAGUGUGCUAGACACCGCAGACCAGGACUGGGGCCGAAGCCCAAGAGCUACCCUGGGCAUGACGGCGGCAGCCACUGGUGCCCUUUGAUUCAGAGAAUGAAUGACUGUGGGCCCGGGAGACCUGAGACCGCUACACACGCACUUCUCACACAUGCAGCACAGCACUUGCUUGUACCCCAGGCAGGCAGGCAUGUACAAACACACACGCACACACACUUCCUCAUUUCCUUUUGCAACUGAAAAACCACAGUGAGAUUUGAAAAUAGAAUCUUCCUAUCCCUGCCCCCCACCCGCCACCCCGGGCCAGGGCUGGACCUUUCUGGACUUUUUUGGCCACUUGGCCUCCUGGCCUGCCCGCCUGCAAGCUCCCCAGUGCCCCCAUGGCCCUGCCUCCUCGGGCACCUCCCCUUCUCCCUCAGUCCCUGCCCACCAGGGCCCCUAAUUGAUCUCAGAGCCACAGACAGUCAGGGCCAGAAGCUAAAUGUCCCCAUGCAGGAGGUGGAACUCGAGUCUUGGAUGUUCCCCUCCCUGGAAUGCCUUUUCCUGCCUCUCAACCUCUCACCUUGGUCGGUUCCAUCCCACCAACCUGCAUGAAGCAACUGCUAUGGGCACCAGGCCUAGCUCUGGCAUCGCCUCCUCUAGGAAGCCGUGUCUGACUCUCUCUUAAAUCAGGACUCCUGGAAGGCUAGGCCAGGUACCCAUUCUGGCCCAGAGAGGAGCCCAAAACCUUUAAUGAUUAGCUAAUCAGCUCCACUAUCUCUAAUGGCGGCUUCCAUUCUCAAGAACAAUUCGUAGCCCAAGAUGGCAUCUGGAGCUCCAGCCCUCAUCUCUGCAUUCCAAGCAGCAGGGAGCAAGAAGGGAUAAAGACACAAAGGGUGUACCCCAGUUGGCAGUGCCCCCCUGUAAGGAGAUUUCUUACAAACAUCAGCAACCCUGGCUUGCAUUUCAUGGGUCAGAGCUUAAUCACAUGGCCAUGCUUAGGUGUAAGGAGGCUAGGAUAUAUAGUCUCUUAGGUGGGCACAGGGCUGCCUAAGUGAAAAUCAGGGAUCUGUCUCAAAGGGAGAGGGAGAGCCCGAGGGACGGGUCCCUAGCUGAGCCUGCUAAGCUGAGAAGUUGUCUCGCCAGUUAUUUGGUGGUUUGCACAUCCCCGCGGGUGUGCUCUCCUAGGAAUGGCAAACUCUCCCGGGGGCAGCAGGUGGGGGGCAGUCUCUUUGUCAUUCCUGGCUGAAAUCAUUUGCCCCAAGUCACCCCUGGAUCCCUGAGCAUCUUCCUCCACCCCAGAAUCUCCCCAGUGCUACCUACAGACCCUCCCUGACAGUCUCUAGGUGUUGGGACCCCCAGCAGGACAUGGCCCAGUUGAGGCCAUGGGGGAUGGUGCUGGCUGCAGCUGGGCUCCAGCUCGGGGCCCUGUGUGAGGGGUGGGCCCAGUGGGGGGCAUCCAGGGAAUGGGGGAACCAGGGGGACUGUGAGUCUGAGGCUUGGAGGGGCAGCUCCUCCUGGCUGCGGCCCUGGUCUGUCCCUCCUCUCUUGUUCCUCGUCCCUCUCUUGCCCUCUCUCCUGCCCCUGUGUCCCCUGGCUGUGGGGGGCCAGGACCUGGCUCAGCGCAGCCCGUGUGUUCCCAGGCAAGAGAGCCGGCAGAGCUUUGUGGUGGCCCAGACCUACUCCUUGGUUGGGCAUCCAUGGCCGGGGCCCCUGGCGGACACGGUCUCUGAUGUGGCACACACGAGGAACGAGAAGCUGCUGCAGUUCUCCCCCGGCCUGGAGGAGCUGGCGUGCCCCAGGUACCAGAACUUCAGCAAAGGAAGCAGACACGGAUCGGAUGCAGGCUACAUAGACCCCACUGCUGGGCGCUAUUACAACGGGGAGCGGUUCCCUAAGCCCUCGGAAGACGACGAUGACACCAAUUCCUACGAGAACGUCCUCAUCUGCAAGCCCAGGACCUCAGACAAUGAGGAGUGUGAGGAUUAUCAAAACUCCGCAUCCAUUCACCAGUGGCGGGAGUCCAGGAGGGUCAUGGAGCACGUCUGGCGAGAAGCACCGCCCUCCCCGGGAAGCCCAGACGAGGACGGGGAACCGGAUUACGUGAAUGGGGAUGUGGCCGGGGAAGCCUAGGGAAGGCCCGGAAGGAAGGUACCGUCUGCUCUCCUGCUGCCUUGGGCCGAGGGGCAUCGGCCCCUCCUGGAUCCAGGGUAUCCAAUCCACGGGAGGAACAGAGAGGGCACCAGGUGCCACCUGGGCCAGGGGUGGCGACAGUGGGGUCUGGGGCUGGGGAGGGCAGAGAUCCCAAUGUGUUUUGGAGGAGGUAUCGAUGGGUGGGGGCGUGAGGCCCAGGUGAGGGCUGUGAGUCUGCCUGAGCCAUAGCGGAUGUCGCUGUUAGGAGAUCUGGGCGGUACUGGCCAGCAGGUUUUGUAGGGAAAGCUGGGAGUUUGUUUUUGGACGUGUUAAGUUCGAGUUGGCCAUGUGGGUGGGGCAGGACACAGGCGGGGAGAUGUCUGAGCCGGGACUCAGGGGAGAGGGUCAGGUUAGAGCCACAGCCCUGGGCACUGUCACCGCAUAGACGGUGCACAGUCACUGAGGGAGGGAGGGAGAGAAGAGGACUGAGCACUGAGCCGGGGCCCCUCCCAAGCCAGAGGGGGAGAAGCACCAGUGACAGGGCUGAGAGAGGGUGUAGCCAAGCACGGAGAGGUUGUGAUGACAGAGACGAGUGCUGGCGGACAUCGGUCACAAGGGCAGUUUUGGUGACGUGGUGGGGAGAAGGUCUGCGUGCACAGCGGCACAGAUAAUUCUUCAAGAAGUUUCACUUCAGAGGGGAGCAGAGGAAGUGGGGCAGGAGCUGGGGAUUGCGCAGGUUUUUAGAUGACAGCAUGGGGACAGAAAAGCCGCAGGGGGGCAAGUGCUGGGCCCUGUCUAGCUGGAUGCUAUCUGGUGCAGAGCAGGCGUGGACACUGCAGCGCGCGUUGGCAGUGGGCUGACAAAAGGCCGAGUGGCCCGAUCGCUGGGUUCCAGUGAGUCAGGGCGGAAGGCAGUUGACGCAAGGCCUGACGCAACUUUCCGUGCGUCGGGCGAGGACAGAUCUGGGGGGGUAAGCGGCAGCCCAGGACCUGCCCGGGAGAAGGCUGCUGGCCACUGUGCAGAGGGCAUCCCCAGCCUCGGCCGGGAUCAGGAUUUGAGAAACCCAGCCGAGGCUGCUUGGUGGGCGGGCUCUGCUCGCCUGGAGCCAGGAGGGCAGCUGAGUGCUGACCCAAACCAGCCACUCUGGUUCUGAGGGAACGAAAAACUGGCCAAGGCAAGCUUUUCCUUUCAACAAACUCUUUUCCUC